Molecule: messenger RNA, 2899 nt
Organism: Paramisgurnus dabryanus
Lineage: Eukaryota; Metazoa; Chordata; Actinopteri; Cypriniformes; Cobitidae
Gene: mmp17b
Product: matrix metallopeptidase 17b
Biological process (GO): proteolysis; collagen catabolic process; extracellular matrix organization
Cellular component (GO): extracellular matrix
Molecular function (GO): metalloendopeptidase activity; zinc ion binding
Source: RefSeq, a predicted model, not a curated record
CAGAGACAUAAGGAGAAGGAUGGGUGAGGGAUUGAGGAGAUGAACAGAGGAACACAUCUGUUAAAGAGAAGAAGAGAACAAGCACGACGACGAGUGGAGAAGAGGACAAACAGUGGUGUUGGCAUCAAUUCUCCAAUCCUUCAACACCACAGAUGCCGCUGUCAGAUUCAGUAAAGAUGGCAUCACAUCUGGACUGAGAGGCAUUAUCAUUAAAUCCUGAUCAUUUUCAAGUGUUUUCAGCAGAUGAUGCAUGCGCUCUCAGUAUGACGACAGUGUUUUGCACAGCGGUUGUCAUCUGGAUAUGUGGACAGACAGUAAAGGUUUAUGGAGAAGCUAGUAAAGACGAACCAGCAGCCAGUUUGGCCAGCACAUUGAUGUCUACUUUACCCACUGUCAUACCCACAGAAGAUGAGAGCAGUAAACUCGUGGAAUGGCUCACAAAAUUUGGAUACCUACCACCCCCUGAUCCCUCGACAGGUCAGUUACAGGCCUGGACAGCGGUCACUGAAGCAGUGAAGAAGAUGCAGAAGUUUGCUGGUUUGGAUGACACAGGUGUCUUAGAUGAAGGGACCCUAAGGUUGAUCCAAACCCCUCGAUGUUCACUCCCAGAUGAUGAUGAUGAUGACCAAACCCUAGAUGAUGACGCACAAAGUCAAAGGAUGAAACGGGCCGUGUCUACCUGGACGAGACGCAAUAUAAACUGGAGGCUGCGCUCUUACCCAGAAACCUCGAAAUUAUCUCGUGAAACGAUUCGAUCGCUGGUCUACUAUGCUCUCAGAGUUUGGGCCGAUCCAACAUCGCUUGACUUCCAUGAGGUGCGAGGACCGGAAGGGGCCGACCUCCAAAUCGAUUUCAUGUACGGUCCACACGGAGACGGAUAUCCCUUCGAUGGGGCAGGUGGAUCUGUCGGCCACGCCUUCUUUCCAUCAGACCCAGACAGGGCAGGUGGAGUUCACCUGGAUGCAGAAGAGAAAUGGACCUUCAGACAACCAGUAACGGAGGGGACCGAUCUCUUUACGGUGUUAGUGCACGAGCUCGGUCACGCUCUCGGACUGACCCAUUCAUCCGCACGGCGAUCUGUGAUGCGUCCAUACUACCAGGGUCCGUUGGGAGACCCCUUACACUUCAGACUGGACCAUCAUGACCUUCGACAUAUAACUGCCCUUUACGGUAAGAGGGGUAACCGUAUUCCAACCGACAGACCUCUUCUUGUAACUGAACCACAACUGCGACACGGACACAGAGACGUACACAGACUCACACACGUGUACCGCGGCCAUUCCGACAGGAGUCUUGUGGAUCGCUGUAACACCAGUUUUGAUGCAGUCGCCAGGAUUCGAGGAGAGAUCUUUUUUUUUAAAGGUGAGUACAUGUGGCGAGUGAGCCGAGAUGGUUUGGUUUCGAUCAGGGCCGUUUCUGUCCGGAGACUCUGGUCUGCUCUUCCAUCAUCGCUGUCUCCACUGCGAGCCGUUCUGGAGAGACGGACGGAUCACGCCAUCAUCUUUAUUAGCGGAUCCCAAAUGUGGCUGUUCAGAGAUCUGUCGCUUCAGGAAGGCUUUCCACGGCCUCUGUCCGCAGAAGAUCUGAAAGGAGAUGGCAGACUGCACUGGGACCCUUCGCAUGGUGUGAUGUGGGGGUCUGUGAAAGAGAAGGGGGGAUACCUGGAGGAAAGUCAAGUCUGGAGGGAACUCAUUAAAGGAGGAGUGAAUGGAAUAAUCACGGAAAAUGAGGAUGGAAAGGUUAAAGGUUCAGUCUAUGUUUUCAAAGGCAAUUCCUAUUGGAAGUUUACUCAGCCAGGCUUCACCCCUGAAGAGGGAUACCCCCGGCCUCUGGCCACCGAUUGGUUGGACUGCCCUCAGCCUUCCUCUUAUAACCCCGGUGACAUCUCAUUGAUCUCUCACUUUGGUCGUCAGGAGCUUCGGGAGCAGAAAGAUGAAACCAAAAGAGAUGAAGAGCAUCGUUUGGACUGCUCGUGUCUCAACACUGCAGUGACUCCUACUGGACUUCAUCUGUUACUGCUGUCUUUUUUAUUUCUCUUCAUUAUAGCUCUGUAGUUCAUGCACUUACACACAAGGACUUGGCUUUCGAUCUCUGGACAAAGCAAGACAUAUCUUUGAGUUACCAGGUUGACUUUAUAAGUGAUGACCUGUAAAUAUCAGCCAGUUUAUUCAAUUGAAUAAAUACAUCUGUAAUGGACAUUUCCAUAAAAAACCUGUUUGACUUUAGUUAUGUUCAGUUUUUAAUACGUUUGGGAAAUGGAUGUGUCCCUGUCCCAUAUUCACAAAUGAAAAUUCAUUGAUCAAAAGGUUUGUGAUGCAAGAGGUUAAAUAAGUUAUCCUGUGGGGUUUUCCUUCUCUAGUAUAACACAAACAAAACCAAAUGUUAAUCAUUUACAGUGAUUUUUAUUUUCCAAAUGAAGCUCAUGUGGGAGUCAAUAACUAAUGUAAAUAUUGUGUCUUGAUUAUAAGUCUAAUAUCAUAUGUUUUGAUAACAGUGAUGAGUUAAAAUGAUCCGUUGGGUUGAUAAUCUAAUUCAAUUUAUGUUUAAUUAUAUCAUGAACAGAGACACAGUGUUUCUUCUACAGUUGUCAAAAUAUGAUUUUGUGGGGAAUUGUAGUCCUGCAGAUGCCAUCCAGUGAAUCUAUAAAUCUGUCAAAACUCCUCAGAACAUCUAAUAAAUGUAAAUAGACGUCAUGUCAAUUGUGUUUUUAUAUUUGAUGGAUGUUGCCCAUACAGCAAAAAAAAAAUAUUUGGCAAAAAAUAUGAUUUGAUUUAAUUUUAACCUUCAUAUAUUAACAUAUCAAAAUGUAUUUCAGGGGCAACAGUUUCAUUUCUAAUUUUAAAACCUAUUUGAUGCAUCAAAAAUAUGUAUUUUUCCAGGCCAAAAUAUAAUAAGAUUA